AUGUUGAAGUCAUCUUUUGUUAACAUUUCGGACUGCGCCCACUUAGAUGAUGAAUAUGGUUCCAGUCUGACUCCUAACUGUUCCUCUAUUUCCAUAAAGAUGAAUGAAGAAGUUGUUUUAGAAUUUCCUAGCACCAUCAAAAAUAUGACAACUGUUAUUUUGAGCAUCAUCUUAGCGGUUGGAGCAACAGGUAACGUUCUUAUUCCGAUCGUAGUGUGCCGGACAAAAGAAUUACGUAAUUCCACCAACAUUUUCUUGAUGAAUCUGAGUGUUGCCGACCUGCUAGUCUUGUUGGUCUGUACUCCACCCAUACUUAUAGAACUUCACACAAAACCUGAAGUCUGGUUACUCGGAGAAAAUAUGUGUAAAAUUGUUCCUUUUGUGGAACUGUCAGUGGCUCACGGAUCGGUUCUCACCAUUCUGGCUAUUAGCUUCGAGCGCUACUACGCCAUCUGUCAACCACUGAAAGCUGGAUACACCUGCACCAAGAUGAGAGCCAUAAUCAUCAUCGUCAUCGUCUGGGUGGUGGCGCUGCUGGUCACCAGUCCCGUUUUGUUAUUCUCGCAGUUCACCUACUCAGAAUAUGUGGAUGGUUCUAUCGUUCCGAGAUGCAUUCACUGGAGAACUCUUUAAAUAGAGAAAACAUAUGGAACAAAAAAGACAGAAGCCCCAGAGGUGCUAUAAAGGGUCAG
Messenger RNA from Limulus polyphemus (Atlantic horseshoe crab), 692 nucleotides. Its product is annotated as growth hormone secretagogue receptor type 1-like. Gene Ontology annotation, biological process: G protein-coupled receptor signaling pathway. Gene Ontology annotation, cellular component: plasma membrane. The record is from RefSeq and is a predicted model, not a curated record. Gene Ontology annotation, molecular function: G protein-coupled receptor activity. NCBI's taxonomy places the organism in Eukaryota, Metazoa, Arthropoda, Merostomata, Xiphosura, Limulidae. The transcript has 3 exons. Bases 1 to 633 code for a protein of 210 amino acids.